Messenger RNA from Blepharisma stoltei, 2378 nucleotides. The record is from the annotation of a GenBank genome assembly. NCBI's taxonomy places the organism in Eukaryota, Ciliophora, Heterotrichea, Heterotrichida, Blepharismidae.
AUGGAGAUAAGUGAGCAAGAGCUUGGUGAAAUUGGCCGUUCCUUAUUUGUCUCAAGUCUUCUUGCUACAUUGACCCCAACCAACUUCGAAGACAGUUCCAGGUGGCUCGAGAUAAACAAUGAAAAAUUCGUCGAUCACGACUUUCCCCCAACUCAGUUUUCACUGAUCAAAGACCCUAAAAACAGUCCUCGCACCAAACCUUGGAGUCGUUUUGUAUGGAGAAGGGCAACUGAAGUUUACCCAGAGAAUGAGCUUGCUCUCUUCUUAGAUGGAGUUUACCCUGACGAUAUCAGACAAGGAGCACUUGGUGACUGCUAUUUCCUGUGUGUUUUGAGCUGCUUGGCUGAAAAAGCAGACAGAAUCACAAAAUUAUUCAUCUCGAAAAACGCCCACAAGAAUGGCCUUUACGCUGUCCAGUUCUGUGUAGAUGGCGAAUGGAAAGAAAUCGAAAUCGACGAUUACUUGCCAUGCGGCAGUGCCACAUCAGGCCCUUGCUUCUCUAAAGCUUCUGGCAACGAGCUUUGGGUUCCUUUAUUAGAAAAAGCUUGGGCAAAAGUGCUCGGGUCAUAUGAAAGAGUAGAAAGUGGAAACUCAGUUGAUGCAUUCAGAGAUCUAACUGGAGCUCCAACCCAGCAAUACAAGCUUGACGAGACUUCGUGGGACAAAAUCUCUGAAGGCACUGAAAAAGGAUUCAUUAUGUGCGCACAGGCUGGAAGCACCAAGGCUUCUCAAAGACUUCUUGAGUCAAUGGGACUUGUAGGUGCCCAUGCCUAUGCAAUAAUCCAAUCAGCUGAAGUAGAAACCGCUGAUGGAAAAGUUAAGCUUGUUGAGCUUAGAAAUCCAUGGAGCACUUUGGAAUGGAAAGGAGACUGGAGCGAUCACUCUGAUAAAUGAACUCCAGAACUCAGGUCUGCUUUGCAUGUGACUGAUGAAGACGAUGGAACUUUUUGGAUGAGCUAUGAAGAUUUCAUGGACUAUUUCUCGAAUUUGUUAGUCUGCAGAAUCAAUGAUGAUUACGCUUAUUCAUCAAUCAAAUUAAAACAGCACAAAAAUGCCCACAAUGUAGUCAGAAUUGCUGUCCCUCAAGAUGGUACUUAUUAUUUAAGCGCAAAUCAAAAAGAUAAGACUUCUUCAAGCCACGCUGGCUAUGAAUAUUCAUAUGGAAGAGUAAUUAUUUCAAGAGAAACUGAUGAAGGCCUGCAAUACGUUGGAGGCUUCGCUGGGGCUGAUAGGAACUUGUGGUAUGAGGCAAAUCUUCAAGCAGGAAACUACCAAGUUCAUGUAGAAUACAACACUACAGCAGAGGCUAAACGAUACGUUUUAAGUACUUAUGGAACUUCUGCUACUACCUUUGAAGAAAUUCCUGAGACUGAAGGCUUCCUUGAACAAGUCCUUAAAUCAAGAGCUCUUUUAGCUAAUAAAGCUACCUCUUAUGCAGAGCAAGGGCUUCCAGACUGCACCAAAUAUCAUGAAAUUUUACCUGAAGGGUAUGGAUAUUACUUCAUUAAAAAUCUAUCAACUGAUGGCUCUGCACUACAAGAAACCUGCUAUUUCAAGUCUUUCAAAAAUCUUGAAUUGCACCCACCAUAUGGAGAUGCCAAAUAUCAAGUCAUCGUCGGUCCUGGCCAAGAGGUCAUUAUUGUUUUCCACCAAGUGAACCCUGAAAAGAAAUGCUCGAUCAGCACUUCAGUCACAUCAGAAAAAGUGACUGAUAAAAGAACCAUUCAUGAGAGAGCCAAAUCCACUGGAGCGGUCGUAAAAAGAAAAGACCCGAACACCAAUAAAGAUUUAGACAUUUUUGUCUAUACUCUUAAACAUGAAGAAGGCGUCGUCUAUCUUUAUGAGAAUAAAAGCAAUAAAAUGCUGAACGAAACAGUGGUCUUAACUUAUAAAGGUCUUCAAUUAAUUGGGCAUGACUCUGAUAGAGUAGUUGUGAGAUUAGGGCCAGGAGAAAGCUAUACUAUUGAGCUGAGAGCAGUGGAACCUAAAUGGACCAUUAACGCAGCGGUGAGCUACACCAUUUCUUAACUCCCCUUACCGUGAGCGUGCAAAGCAUUGGAAAAAUUCCUUUUUUUGGGUAAAAAUCCACCCUUUGUGAGAAACAAAAAAAGUUUUAAUAUACAAUUGUUUAUGAAAAAAUAUUUUGAUAUACACUUGAUAAUUAUUAUAAUGAAAUCUCGAGCUAAUUCUAUUUAAUUUUUUUACCAGCUUCCAUUUUAAAAACAUAAAUUUUUAAAAAUCAAAUUAAUACUUGCUUUCCAAUUUUUGUGAAUUGGGAAUUUUUUAAUUUAACAAAAAAUUUAUAUAAAAUUUUUAAAAAAUAAUAACCACUUGCGUGAAAGAACAAAGUUUCUGUUAACUUAUGGAGAGAGAAGUAA